Molecule: messenger RNA, 918 nt
Organism: Clonostachys byssicola
Lineage: Eukaryota; Fungi; Ascomycota; Sordariomycetes; Hypocreales; Bionectriaceae
Source: the annotation of a GenBank genome assembly
AUGAGUUCAUCACCAUACAAAGUUGCCUUUCUAGGCUGCGGGAACAUGGGGUCAGCGGUUUUAUUGGGACUGCUAGACGCUUUGGAUGAAACCAAGAGCGGUGAUGGUCGGGCCUGGAACUUCACCGCAUGCACCAAAACCGAAAACUCCGCGACUGCGCUUGUUGAGAAGCUCGGUCACCAUGCGAGCCAGGUUCAAGUUCUACACAGGCAGAACGAGAACGCUCUUGCAGAAGCUGAUGUAAUUAUACUGGGAGUAAAGCCGUACCUUGCAAAAGGAAUUUUGAGCAAGCCAGGGAUUGGCGAAGCUCUUGCUGGGAAGCUGGUCAUUAGUCUGAUGGCGGGAGUUUCAGUAGACGAGGUUCAUGAGUUGAUCUUGCCUGCGGCCAAGGAAUCCGCCAGUGCAGCAACACAUAUCGUGAAGGCCAUUCCAACUAUCGCUGCUCGUUAUCGUCAGUCCAUGACACUGAUUGAAAGAUCGUCACAACCACUUCCUCAGCAUCAUGAGCAGCUGGUCACCUCCAUCUUCAACUUUGUCGGCAGUGUGAAAAUCUUGGAGCCUGAUUUGAUGGAUGUAGGCUCAGUGUUGGUAACUGCAUGCCUGGCUACCUUGACCGUUCCAUUAGAUGGGCUCCUAGAUGGGUCAGUCAUCGAGGGCCUGCCUCGGCGGGAUGCUUUGGAGUUGAUGUCGCAAGGCAUCGCUGGCUUAGGCGCACUGCUGCAACAUGGUGGUCAUCCGGCAAUGCUCAGGGAGAGCAUUUCCUCUCCCCGUGGAGUUACCAUUCAAACUCUGCUUUCUGUAGAGCGGGAAAAUGCGAGAGUGACAUUUACAGACGCCCUUCUACGCGGGACAGAGUACUUGCAGAAGAUGAGACCAAAGACAGAACCCCGGCAGUCAUCCGAGAAGGACAAAGCAUAG